Messenger RNA from Amoebophrya sp. A120, 378 nucleotides. The record is from the annotation of a GenBank genome assembly. Lineage: Eukaryota; Dinophyceae; Syndiniales; Amoebophryaceae.
GGGGUGUGGGGCCCCCGCCCCUGCUCGUGGUUGGUAGGCUGGCGCGCGCGCAGGAGUUUCGUAGUGCGCAAGGGCCGCCGGGGCCUGCCGCGCACGUCUUCGGCAGGGCGCGCGGUUUGUGGCGUUCUGCCAGCCCUGCUGUUGUUGCCUGGCCGCCCGCGGCUGGCGCCGGGCCUGUGUGCCCGUUAAUCCGACCGCCGUGUUAUAGUGUUCAUUGACGAAGAUGCGGUUUCGCUGAUGGAUGUGGCUCACCCAUGGCCCCGUUUAAGCAGGCCGGCUGCUGCGAGUAUCUUGUGUGCAUGCUUCGGCAAGGCACCACAAGUGUGAUUGGCGGUUGGCGUCGCCACCAGUUAAAUGAACGCACUCUCUCAGUCCGAU